Schistosoma rodhaini is the source of this 2524-nucleotide messenger RNA. The record is from the annotation of a GenBank genome assembly. Lineage: Eukaryota; Metazoa; Platyhelminthes; Trematoda; Strigeidida; Schistosomatidae.
CGGAAGCCCGUUAAGCGAAAGCUCCUUCUAUUGUGACUACAAUCAUUUGGACCAUUUGAACCAUUUACUGAGCUCAACGUGCGCGGCGAGUUUGCAGUUAGUCGGUACGAGAUGCCCCCAAAGAAAAAUGAACCCUCUAAAAAGAAUGCUGAAAAACAGAAGCAGAAGGUCGUCGAGGAUAAAACUUUUGGAAUGAAAAAUAAAAAAGGGGCCAAGCAACAAAAGUUCAUUCAACAAGUGCAAAAACAAGUUACUCAAGGUAACAGGUCUGCCAAAGAAUUAGAGCGUGAAAAACAAUUGAAGGAAGACAAGAAAAAAGAGAAGCUCGAACUUAAUGAUUUGUUCAAGCCUGUGUUGGAAUUACAAAAGUGUGCGAAAGGGGUUGAUCCAAAGUCAGUUCUAUGCGUCUUCUUUAAACAGGGUUUAUGUGCCAAAGGUGACAAGUGCAAAUUUUCCCAUGAUUUGACUGUUGAACGGAAGGCAGAAAAGCGUGGAAUUUAUUCUGAGUCUGAUAAAACGGAUGGUACUAUGGAUGACUGGGACAUAAAUAAAUUAGAAGAAGUGAUUAGCAAAAAGCAUGGUGCUGAUAACAAAGGGUUACCACCCAGUACUAUAGUAUGUAAGUACUUCAUUGAAGCAGUGGAAAAUUUCAAGUAUGGUUGGUUUUGGGAGUGUCCGAAUGGAAAGACAUGUCAUUACAGACAUUCAUUGCCACCUGGUUUCAUCUUACAACGAGAUAAAAAGAAAAUGGAAGAACAAAAGGAGAUAAUAUCCAUCGAGGAUUUAGUUGAACGGGAGAGGCAAGCUCUUGGACUAAAUCAAACCAGAGUUACUUUACAUACAUUUAUGGAAUGGAAGAAACGAAAGAGGCUUGAGAAAAUCGAGAAGCGACAUGCUGAUAAAGCGAUGCGAGAAGCCAGUUAUAAACAAGGCCGUUCCGCAGGGAUAAGUGGUCGGGAGAUCUUUGAGUUUGACCCAGCAUUGGUUAUGGAGGCGCUGGAUGAUGAUGAGACAUCUGGAGUUGUUGACUCUAGAAUUCGUGAUGAUGGAGAAAAUGAAUAUGAUGGUCCUGUUAGGGAUAUUGACUUGAAUAUGUUUGGGAUCGAAGUGCUUGAAUAUGAGGACAAGGAUGAUGGAACUGAAUUAACAGGGGAUUGUGCUAUACCGGGAGUUAGCGAAAUACACGAAAAUGGUUAUAAUACUGAUGAGUACGCAUAGCUGUACUUUUUGUUUUUAAUCCAAAGUACGUUAUUUAUCAAAAAACUGUAACAAUGCUCACAUUCAGACAGGAGUGGUCUAGUGGUAAAGCAGUUCAACUUUCAUCCAGGUCACAGGUUUGAAUCUUGCUCUGCGUAAUAACUUUUGAGCCGUUGAGAAUUAUCACGAGUCCUACCACUUAAUGUGUGAUUUAAAACCAAGUACAUGUGGUAUUUUACAGACAUUAUCACGAAGGCUUCAUAAAUGCAUUAGGUAAGAAUAUUGCCUUAUGACCCUUUCAAAUAUCUUGUGACGAACCACCAGUCAGAAUAUCGUUUUCUGUGACCUUAUCGCUAAGCCAACCAGUGACAAGCCAAUCAGUACUAGUAGCUUUGAGUCAACUCUAAAUCCUCAUUGCUCCUCGAUACAAAGGUUUCUUGCCUUUCUCUGCCCGUUGAGUUCAGAACAUGAUGAUCAGUCUCUAUCGUGUGAAUAAUAUAUUCCAAACAUACGUAGUUUAUAUGCAAGCAGACUAGACCGCAUCGCACUAAAAUAAAAAUAAAAAUUAUACAAUAUUAAGCCGAAGUUGGUUGUGAGCAGGGAGGAAUAAAAUAUAGAUUGGGAACAAAUUAAGGAUAAUAAAUCGUAUAUUAAUGGGUCAAACGAAGGCUUAUCAUCAAAGGUAUAUGAAAAUAUAUAAUCUAGUUACUUAAUUAUACCAUAAGAAGCUACGUAUAUAUAAUUAUGCCCACCUACCCCUGUUACCCUCUGCGGAUGAGCAAAGGCCGCCCACCAGAAUUCUCCACCCAUCUCUGUCCUGGACAAUCCUUCCCAGUUGCUAUUCAUUUUUUCGAUGUCUGCAUCUAAUCCCCGACGUAGCGUGUUCUUCGGCCUCUUUCUUUUCCUCUUCUCUCCACGAUCCCAAGUUAGCGCUUGGUUUGUGAUGCAGUUUGUUUAUCUCCACAAUGCAUAUCCUAUCCACCUCUAACGUCUUUUCCCGAUUUCCUCUUCAGCUGGAAACUGGUUUGUUCUCUUCCACAGUAGUUUUUUGCUGAUGGAUAAAAUACUUCUUAAUGUUUUCCUGAGCCUUUCCCGCCUAUUGCAAGAACUUUUCAGGAUCGCCCGAACACAAGUGCUUUCUCAUGGUGAAGGAAUUCGAUGUAUGGUGACGACUUCCAUUCACUUGAUGGCUUAAGAAGGAAGAUCUGUAGGUACUGCUUCUAUGUCCAGUAGGUUGAGUAGGGCUGGUCUAUUCAAGAGUUGCUCAAAGUGCUCUGCCCACUUGUUCUGUUGUUUUUCGAUUUCAGUGAUUGGCUUGCCUUCUUUG